GCCCCAUAUACUGAGGGAGGAGAACACAGUCUGAAGGAGGUGUUGUGGAAGGAGCAAGGGACUUGGGCCGAUCAUUUUCUUUACUGUGGAUUUGAGAGAAAGGUUAGAGGCCCAGGCGAAGCGCCUGUUGCCAGGCAACCUGCAGACGCAGGCCUGAAUUGGCUGGAGCCUUUGCUGGGAAAUGUACCUGUUUCAGAUUGGCCUGUAUGAACCGGCCUCAAGAGGGUUGUUGGUGGAAUCACCCCAGUUUAUAGCUUUCCCAGUACUCCCACUUUGGGCCAGGGUUUUUCCCACCUUAGGGAACCAAGUCUGGAUGGCUGUCCCCUGUGUCCCAGAUAGGAAGAGCCUGGAGCAUUCCUUCUAGUACUUGUCAAGUACUAUGGCCUAAAGGUAUACUGCACAAUCUAUAAAAGAACUCGAAUGGAUUUAGAGGUUAAAAGAGUUGCCGCUUCUAGGAGUCAAACUCAGACAUUCCCUGGAAGAAAGAAGCCACUACAACACGGAUGGAGUUCCAAAUCAUCGGCAAUCCAGAAUCCUCCUUCCUUUCCUGUGGUCCCACGACUUGAUUUGGGAAGCCUUGUUGGCUCUGAUGAAGAGGAGCAGGACAUUAUACCUGAAGAUUUGCCAGCAACAACAGGAAAUUAUAAACAAAAAUAUCAGCAGUACAAAGUUGAUACAGAAGAGGGAUAUAAAGAGUAUAGUCAGAGGAAUGCAGAAAAGACAAAAUCAAAUACCACACAUCAACCGUCUCCAAGAAACAAGAUAGAGGACAAGUGUGCACAAGGGGAAGGAGUGUUCACAGGUGACCUUACCACUCCGGAUCGGAAGGCCCUCUUACAGCAGCGAUACGCAGACAGCCCUUACUGCGCGCAGCAGCGGGGGAGAAAAUCUGACGCCGAGAUUGUGGCUGCUGAGAAGAAGAAACAGACCGUUGAGGAGCAAGUGAUGAGAGACCACCUGUCCAGGGCUGUAAUCAGUGAUCCAGAACAAAAUUUAUCCACUGAGAAACAAGAAAGUGCUUUUAUCCUUCCAGAUUCAAACAUAGCACCUCUUCGACUUAGGAAAAGAAUGCUACAUGAAACAAAGGUAAGAACGCAUUCUACAUUAACCGAAAACGUGCUUUCUCAUAAAGUUCAAUUUGAUGGUAGGAUCAUAUCAAGAAAUGGACGUGAUGCUUGCAGAGAGCUGGUUGGGUUCUUUUUUAUUCAUGACCAGUCCCUUACAAUUUAUGAAUAUCGGCAAUUUGGAAAAAAUAGAACAAAUGUGCUUCCUUUUAUUCAAAAAAACAUUUAUAGUCAUCAGCGUGGGCGAAGAAAAGGAAAACAAUACCAACUUGGUGAUUUUUAUACUGGUGCAAACUUGACAUUUUUAAGUUCUGAUCAUCACACAGUUCCAGAAAGCAUAAAAGAAAGCACAUUACUUAUACUUCGAAUCACAAAUAUUGAUCAGAUAGCUUUCGAUUCAUUCAGGACAGAUUCUGUGGAACAUGAGGAUGAUACAACCAGUCAAGAAGCCAAUGAUAGGCUGGUCUUUAAAGCCAUUCAAGAUGAGCUAAAAAAACAGCUACGUAAGAAAGGUGUUCGUAUUUUGACUGGUUUGGGAAAAUACUUUCAACAAUUGGACAAAGAAGGAAAUGGACUUUUAGAUAAAUCAGAUUUUAAGCAAGCUCUAAAAGCAUUUCACUUACAAGUGUCUGAAAAGGAUUUUGAGUCUUUGUGGCUGAUUCUGAAUGACAGUGGCAAUGGCAGGGUUGAUUACGGAGAAUUCAAACGUGCCACUAUUGGUGAAAUGAAUGAAUACAGGAAAUCGUUUGUUCGAAAGGCCUUUAUGAAACUGGAUUUCAACAAAACUGGAAGUGUGCCUAUUAUGGACAUAAGAAAAUGUUACUGUGCAAAGAAGCAUCCUGAAGUGAUUUCAGGUCAUUCCACAGAGGAAGAAAUCAAAUUAUCUUUUCUAGAAACACUAAAAGGCACCUGCAGCGAGUCUGAUGAAGUGUCAUAUGGGGAAUUUGAAGAUUACUACGAAGGUCUGAGUAUAGGAGUGGUAGAGGAUGAGGACUUUGUUACUAUCUUACGUGCUCCAUGGGGGAUUUAAUUUUUUAAAAUUAGCCCUAAGCAUUUUAAAGGAGAGAUGAAUUUAAUGCAAAGUAUGAUCAACCAUUAGAAUAUAUUUGUCUAGAGCUCUACUCUGUUUUUUUUCCCCCUCAAAAAAGUUGAGUCUGGAAAGAGAAAUAUUCGGAAAGGAGUAUAUAGGGGUAUGUAUAUAUUUAUGUGCAAGUAUGAGUACUUGCCUGUCUAUAAGUUUGAAAUUAUCUUUAUUUUUUAUUUACUUACUUUGAAUAUAUUUCAGAGCUAUUUUUAUUAACUUUCAUAGGAAAGUAACAUUUGUAUCAGAUUAUAUGAAAUCAUUUAUUGUAGUAACCAAGUUUCUUUCCAUUUUUUUCUAUUCAUUUCCCAAAAUAAAAUUGCUACCAUUCUCAAUUUGAUAAAUUGGAAUUGGGCUCAAGGCUUUUAAGAUUGAAUUAGUUCAACUUGUUGAAAACAUGAAAAUGUUAACGGAACUAAGGGACAUGCAAGAGAAAAUUUCAGUGCAGGGUGAUUACGGAUGUUUUCUGUCACAUAAAUAUUUUGAAUGAUGGAGGCCUACCCCUAAAAUGCAUAUUUAAACACAGACUUGUGAAUCCUUGCCUUCUAAAUUAUGUGCUGUUGUUUGUUCAAUAGAACACAAUGUAAUUAUUCUAGGGAUCAGUUCUAUUUGUCUUUCUAUUUUGUUUUUUAACCGUGAUCCUUAUAACCUGCACAGAAUUAUUUAGUGAGAAAAAAUACAAAAUAAGAGAUGGGAUGGUUUUUUAGAUUAUUAAAUAAGCAUCUCAAAAAGUACAUUAUCACAUACAUGUACUGAGGGAUAAUUUAGUAAUUCUCAAUGAAAAUAUAAAAAGAUAUUUUGUGCCUUAAGAUGAAUGUAAGUUAUUCUAAACACCCUUUUUUUUGGCAUAGAAACAACUGAAACAUUUUUUUCUGAAUAGAUCUUAUUUAAUGGUUAGACAUAUUAUAAUCAAUUUUCUAAAUUUUUUUGUUUCUCACUUCUCUUUGGAAAUAUAAAGAAGAAGAGAAUUUUAUAAAGUUGUUUCUGAGUUCAUAAUUUUUUUUAAAAUCUUGAUAUGUCAAUAUAAAUUAGAAAAAAUAAUAUUGAACAAAAUAAGUGGUUAAAAAGUAAAAAUACUUUGUUGAAAAUGACCUUUGGCAGAUACUUUUAUUCAUCUAUACCAUUGGCAAUCUUAUAAAAAAUGUGAUGUGUGUGAACUAAAUAAAUUCAAAGUAGUACCUUUUCAAUAUUUGAGGAGGUACCAAAACUCACUACUGAAAUAUCAGAAAGAAAAUAUGUAUAAUUAUUUUAGUGCUGUUUUCAGUAGAUAAAUUCUUUAUUCUUUGGAUUUUUUUUUCAAUUAGGUUACUGUGAUUAAGACAAUGUGCCGGAAGACAUUUUGGCAGAUGUGUCUUUACCGCUUUCUCUGCAUCAUUCUUUUACUUGGAAACACAUGAGUGUAGUCAUCCUAAGCCUAUGGAUGGCUUUCCUAUUGAAAUGACUAGUAAUGCUGUGGGUGCUCACUAUGCUUGUAGUAUUUUCAUUGAUAAAGUGGUAUUUAGUGCUCCUUAACAUCUCUAUUUUUGAUAUUGUUAUGUCAUAUUUUCCUGUGAAUAUAAUCAGAAAACAUAUAAAAAAAGGGGGAUGAUUCUUCUAGGAUUUAACAUAUUAAUAUGAUCGCAUACUUUUAAAUAAACUUCUACACUCUUAGUAUAAAUAUUCAUAUGUGGUUAGCUAUAGGAAGUUUCUCUAUUUAAAAGAUGUAACUUUAGUAGUUAAUUUCUUAUCUUACACAGUUAUUUCUGUGUAAAGUUAGAAAAUACAUAUUCAAUGUUAUUUAGUGUAUUUUGUUAAAUUAGAAUUGGUGGCACAAUAAAUCAUUCUGCUUUUGCCUCACUG
Molecule: messenger RNA, 3984 nt
Organism: Phyllostomus discolor (pale spear-nosed bat)
Lineage: Eukaryota; Metazoa; Chordata; Mammalia; Chiroptera; Phyllostomidae
Gene: CAPS2
Product: calcyphosine 2
Exons: 17
Coding region: 421-2094 (557 amino acids)
Molecular function (GO): calcium ion binding
Source: RefSeq, a predicted model, not a curated record